Lactuca sativa (garden lettuce) is the source of this 478-nucleotide messenger RNA. RefSeq names its product small ribosomal subunit protein uS14z/uS14y/uS14x. Lineage: Eukaryota; Viridiplantae; Streptophyta; Magnoliopsida; Asterales; Asteraceae. The record is from RefSeq and is a predicted model, not a curated record. Gene Ontology annotation, biological process: cytoplasmic translation. Gene Ontology annotation, cellular component: ribosome; cytosolic small ribosomal subunit. Gene Ontology annotation, molecular function: zinc ion binding; structural constituent of ribosome.
AGAUUACGAUCUCAUAUAAAUAGAAUCACAUUUCUUGCUUUUGCGAACCCUCGCCUGCGCUAAAACUCGAUCGACUGCGGCUUUGAAAUUGAUCUGCUGAUGGGGCACUCUAACAUAUGGAAUUCUCACCCUAAGACCUACGGCCCUGGUUCGCGCACCUGCCGUGUGUGUGGGAACUCUCAUGGUAUAAUCAGGAAAUAUGGUCUCAUGUGUUGCAGACAGUGUUUCCAUAGCAAUGCUAAGGAAAUUGGUUUCAUUAAGUAUCGUUAAGGGGUUUUGAAGGUUUGAGUAAAGAAGAGAUGAAAAUUUACUAAAGUGGAAGGGUUUUAUGAGCUUUUUUAUAUUUAGUAUGUUUGUGACUUCUUGAUUGCUCUCUUCAAUUUAAGGCAUUUUUGUUUUGAUAUUGAAUGUAUUUGGUGGACAUGAAAACCAUUUGUUUUUUUAAAGUAAUGGGAAGCUUAGUUUGAGAAUUUUUAUA